AUGAAAAAUCAUCAGUCCCGGCCCACUGGUUCCAGUCCAUUCCCUGAAGCGAAUGUGACAUUUUCUGAACGAGGCCGAGGACGUGGUAGAGGCCGUGGAUGUGGUCGCGGUCAUGAAAGUCAACGCGGUCGAUAUACCCCUUACAAUCACCGCAGUUUUGACAUUAACAUGAAGCAGAGUAAACCCCAAUAUGAGGAUAUAACCGAAAAGGCUAAACAACGAAAAAGGAAAAUCGACAUUGGUAAUCGGUGUGGCAUUGAAGGCCAUUGGGUCAAUACCUGCAGAACAACCAAACAGCUAGCCCAUUUUUAUCAAGCCUCACUGCAGAAAAUGGGGGAAAAGGUUGAGACUAAUCACGUUGAUAACGAUGACGACCCUGAUGAUGAUCUUCUGGAUUACGACACAACCCAUCUUGAUAUAACGGAUUUUGUCGUAGAUCUAGCAAAUCUCUGGUGA
This is a messenger RNA of Andrographis paniculata, 456 nucleotides long. RefSeq lists its product as uncharacterized. The transcript has a single exon. The coding region runs from base 1 to 456 and encodes 151 amino acids. The record is from RefSeq and is a predicted model, not a curated record. Lineage: Eukaryota; Viridiplantae; Streptophyta; Magnoliopsida; Lamiales; Acanthaceae.